ACAAUCAUAACCUUUUACUUAUGUGUUUUUCCUACAUCUCUCAAAUGUUGGGUUUCUCAAUCGGGGCCUAUGUCAUUCGGGUUUUGCAGCUCGUAUUUAGUACUACAGCAAUGGCCACCGCCGCCAGCACCUUGAAAACCUUUACGCCUUACGCUAGAGGUAUCUUGGCUGUCUCUUCUGGAGCCAUUUCGAUUGCCUACCUUCUCUGGGUGAUCCUCGGAACGAGUUUUUUCCCGAUACUUGUCCCGGCUGGCCUUGUUGUACUCCUAGAAGGAAUUCUUUCACUUCUCUGGCUUGCAACCUUCUUCUCAAUCGCUGAUUUAUGGGGAAGCGGAAGCUGUGGUGGCUUUACUGCCGGAUGCAAAGUGGGAAAGGCCAUCAUUGCCUUCUCCGCCUUUUCCUGGGUUGCGUUCCUUGUUGCUUUUAUGAUCGUUUUAACCAACUACAUUUGUUUAGGUAAAUCACCUUACGGUGGUUAUUUCUUUAAUGAAUUAAGCAAAGGCGGGUUGAGCAUGUUGGAACCGGGUGAUUUAACUAAGGAGGUAGCCAUUGACCCUGAAGCGAGUAUGCCACAAGUUAACGACGAAAACCAGUCGGAACCACUUGAAGUAGUCAAUCUGUCUGUUCCAGUAGACUCGGUUGAAUUUCUUUCCAGAGAAUUAGCCCUCUAACUGCCGAGUGGGUUACAAUAGAACAACUAUUGCAUUACAAGCUUCUGAUCCGUUGCCCUACAGUGGUUUUUGCUGCUAAUCCGGGUAGUUUUACUUACCAAUCAGAACUUAGGAAUGCAAUAACGUAAUAAUCAGUAUCAGGCACUUCGUUCGUCUUAUUUUUGUUUUCUAUAUCGUUCAAUCUAUUUUGCUU
Molecule: messenger RNA, 864 nt
Organism: Babjeviella inositovora NRRL Y-12698
Lineage: Eukaryota; Fungi; Ascomycota; Pichiomycetes; Serinales
Gene: MRV2
Product: Mrv2p
Exons: 1
Coding region: 111-671 (186 amino acids)
Source: RefSeq, a predicted model, not a curated record